Molecule: messenger RNA, 2649 nt
Organism: Daphnia magna
Lineage: Eukaryota; Metazoa; Arthropoda; Branchiopoda; Diplostraca; Daphniidae
Gene: SppL
Product: signal peptide peptidase-like 3
Exons: 9
Coding region: 554-1756 (400 amino acids)
Biological process (GO): membrane protein proteolysis
Cellular component (GO): lumenal side of endoplasmic reticulum membrane; Golgi-associated vesicle membrane; cytoplasmic side of endoplasmic reticulum membrane
Molecular function (GO): aspartic endopeptidase activity, intramembrane cleaving
Source: RefSeq, a predicted model, not a curated record
UGUAUGGCAAUGAUUAGAUCGAGUCUUUGUAUAGUCGUGUAAGAAAACUGUGUCGAGUAAUUGCAUUAAAAAGUCUUAAUGGGUUCAUCCUGAUGAAAUCAUUACGAUAGAGUUUUUGACGUGUUAGACGAGCCGAAAGCGUUUGCUUGUCUUACUUUUCGUUGUUGAUCGAAGCGAAUCAAAUUGAAAGGCUCCUUUACUCUGCGUGUUGUAACAAUAGUUCUACCGGAAUGUAAACACUAAUUCCACAACAUUUCAAAACUGAUGAUCUGCAAAGGGUCUACUAAAUAUUCUAGGCUAAAGAAAGACAACAAUCUGGGUUCCAGUAGUUGGCCAGUUGCUCUUCUGCCAUCCAACAGUCAGGAUCUCUCUUCAUUGCCUCAUGCCAAAGGAGAAUUUCUUGCCCUGGAUCAUCAUUUUGCUGAUUAUGUGCCAGUGAACUUUGCCACUUGUGGUUGUCACAUUUGAGUUUCUGUGUAUGUGAGUGGCUCAUCAUUUCUUCAUCCUACAACUACAUCAUUUGAAAUCAGUCAAAACAAUCCAUACUACAAAGAUGAAGCCUGGUCUCCCUGCCUCAGUUUCUCCCGCCGAAUACCAAUGGGCUUACUCGAUUGUCGAUUCGUCGCGAGUUUCUACUUUCCUCAUCUCCAUCUUGCUCAUCGUCUACGGGAGUUUCAGAUCGUUGAAUCUGGAACAAGAAGCUCAAACUAAACAGUUGGAAAAAGACAAAGAACGGGCCACCUUGACGGGCAUCACGACACCCACAGUUCCUUCUGAACCCAGUAUUUAUAGCUAUGUUCAGACGUUGGAUACGAUGCAAGCGCUGUGCUUACCGCUUGGCGCAUCCGUUUCCCUCCUUGUCAUGUUCUUCUUCUUUGAUUCGAUGCAGCUGCUUUUCGCCGUCUGUACGGCCAUUAUCGCCACGGUAGCUUUGGCAUUCCUAUUGCUUCCCAUGUGCCAGUAUCUCAGCCGGCCGUGUACUUCUGGAACAAAUAAAAUCUCCUUUGGCAUUUGCGGCCGUUUCACUGGCGCCGAGCUACUGUCCUUCAGUAUGGCCCUGACUAUCGUCUGCGUUUGGAUCCUUACUGGCCAUUGGCUGCUGAUGGAUGCUAUGGGCAUGGGUUUGUGCGUGGCAUUCAUUGCUUUCGUCCGUCUGCCCAGCCUCAAAGUGUCCACGCUCUUGCUGACUGGCCUGCUCGUUUAUGACGUUUUCUGGGUCUUCUUCUCUUCGUACAUCUUCAACGCCAACGUGAUGGUCAAGGUAGCUACCCGCCCUGCUGAUAAUCCGGUUGGUGUCAUGGCCAAGAAGUUCCAUUUUACGUCUGGAAUGGCCCGUGACGCACCCAAACUCUCACUGCCCGGCAAGCUCGUCUUCCCUAGCAUGCAUAAUGUUGGCCAUUUUUCCAUGCUGGGCUUGGGUGAUAUUGUCAUGCCCGGAUUGUUGUUGUGCUUCGUUUUACGCUACGAUGCCUACAAGAAGUCGCAAUUGCUCCACUCUGCCGAAACGGGAGUCCCUCCGCCUAAUCACUUCAACCGAAUCACAUACUUCCACUGCUCGCUGAUUGGCUACUUUCUUGGCCUGCUGACAGCCACGCUCUCGUCCGAGUUCUUUAAAGCUGCCCAGCCUGCGUUGUUGUACCUAGUGCCAUUUACGCUAUUGCCGCUGCUUGUUAUGGCCUAUCUCAAGGGUGAUUUGAGGCGGAUGUGGGAUGAGCCUUUCAUUGCUCCCCCGCAACCUAAACAACUGCAUGUCUAAAUACUAAAAACUCCUUGGUUAUGUAUACGGAGGUAUAGCAUCUGCAUUUUUAAUACCUGUGUGUGACUGGUAUGUGUAGACGAGAAAUCACUGGCGAUUUCGCCUAGUGCCGGAAUUUUGUUGUUCAAAAUUUUUGGCUCUGAUCGAUUUUUUUUUAAGACGUUGGACAUGAAGCAAAGAAAAGGUGAAUCGUUUUUUCUUUUCGAUUUGGAAACGCAGCGGACUCCUAGUCAAAAGCCCAGCCGCCGGACCGACGUGUCUUUCGACUACGGUGAAACUACAAAAAGUUUUUUCUUUCGUUUACAAAAAUUGAAGUAGCUAAGCUAACGGUGAAAGUGGAUGCAUGCCACACUUGCCGACAUUUUAAUACCACACCCUCUUUUUUACUUUCUCUCAAAUGAAGAACGAACAAAAAAUUAAUUAAGUCUUACAAAUGAAAUUGCGCAACUCAAUGGUAAAAUAGGACUAUCGCAAACAUUAGUGUGCAUAAAUUAAAAAGUAGAAAAAGCGGUCUUUUUUAAUUACUUUUGCAUGACCUUUUCCUCCUUGGAAAUUCAUUUUUUUUUAAAUCCUUGCAACCAGCGACAAAUGUAUGGACGUUAUAUUAUAUAUACUCGUGUGCGAUGUUUUUAUUUUCAUUUUCUGGUACCCAACAGAUGUUCUCUCUGGACCACAAUCAAUUCUCUUUUUAGCGAAGUAGAAACUUUGAAAAAGAAUAUUUCUCAUGUUGUGUCAAAUCUCACAACAUCAUCCGUUUUCUCAUUUUAUUUGUCUCGAAACAUUUUGAAGAUAAUGUAGACAUUUCCCUUCGAUACCCCCGUUUCCCUCGUUUUUUUUUCUAUGGUUUUGUUGCCCCCCGGAAUAUGGAAAAUAUAAAAUUAAUUGUCUUAAAA